Molecule: messenger RNA, 1584 nt
Organism: Zasmidium cellare ATCC 36951
Lineage: Eukaryota; Fungi; Ascomycota; Dothideomycetes; Mycosphaerellales; Mycosphaerellaceae
Exons: 2
Coding region: 1-1584 (527 amino acids)
Biological process (GO): regulation of transcription by RNA polymerase II
Cellular component (GO): nucleus
Molecular function (GO): DNA-binding transcription factor activity, RNA polymerase II-specific; RNA polymerase II cis-regulatory region sequence-specific DNA binding
Source: RefSeq, a predicted model, not a curated record
AUGGACGACUUCAACUUGCAGGCCGUGAAAGACUUCAACUUCGCCAUGGCUUCUGAUACCGAGACUGGCUAUGCAACCACUGAUACGGAGCCCUUCACAGAUGACCAGUUUGAUCAGUUUGGCCAGCUCCCUGCUGACAACUUCUUCCAACCUCAACCAGCCCCGACGAUGCCUUCUGCUCCGCCUCCUGGUGAUGUCCCCGCUCAAAACUACCACCCUGACUUAGGCUGGUGGAAUCCAGCAGGCCCAUACGCCCCCGGAGCACACUACAAUGCAGCUCUUGGUUGGCACUUCCCCAUCAGCCCACCUAGAUUCCCAACAGCCCCGGCAUCAGCAUUCGGCACUGCCAUCCUCUCUGGUUAUGGCACUCCUCAGGAGAUGCAACCUGCACUCCCGAAGUUGUCUGCACCAUUCAACCCCCCACAGCAGUUCCCGCCUCCAGCACCAAUGUUCACUCAGGGCCCUCAGCAUGUUCCAUCCCUUGGUGUACCUCAGCCUCCUGCGCGCACGCAAUCCACUCGUUCGUCGCAGACGCCUCGUGCGCAGACUCCCCACAAGCAGCCAGCUCGCGCUCCAAGCACGACACCAAAGCGCAAGGCUCAGCUCAGCCACAGAGGCGUCGGCCGCAACAACAAGAAGUUGAGUCUCGACCGAGCCUGCACGUGCAAGCCUCGCCCAAAGCGAAUUGGCCGUCCACCCAAUGCCUUCAUCCUCUAUCGCAAGCAGACUAGAAUGCAAGUCACGAGAGAUCUCAACACCCAAGACAACUCUCUGAUCUCCAUUGAGGUCGGCAAGCGAUGGCACGCUCUCGGUGUCGAUGGCCAAGCGCCAUACCGUGAGCAGGCCGCUGAGGCCAAGCGCCAGCAUGAGCUCGCCCACCCAGGCUACCACUACGCUCCCAAUGAGCGCGCCAUCCAUGACUUUGGUGAUGAGGCCUGUACCUGUGGUGCUUACCAGGCCAAUGUCAAAUACCGCGCCAUGAGAGAUGCUCAGCUCCGCAAGCCAGGCCAAGCCAUCGCAACUGGUCCCCAAGGCCCGGUCUACGCCGCCUCUGAGUCUGAUCUCUACGCCGAGCCAGAGGAGCUUGAUGACUUCGACUCUGACGCCUUCUCCGCUGACCUGCCCACUCGCUCCAAGUCUUCCAACAAGCGCAAGCGAGCCCCUGAGUCCAUGGAUGUCGACACGCCUGUCUCCAAGCGUCCAACACGCGGGACCAAGAAGGGCAAGUCCUACGCAGAGCCCUCCGACACCGAGACCGACGUCGUCGCCCAGCCCUCAUCCUCCCGCAAGCCCUCCUCUCGCACUCGCCCCACAGCCAUCUCGACCUCCCGCAACGCCAGCACCGCGAACCGCCAAGCCCCGCUCGACAUGGCGGAUGCCUUUGCCGAGUACGAGUUCACGGACUUCCUCGACACCACGGACGACUUCGCCGGCGGCUUCAACUACGGCGACAUCGUCGACUUCUCACCGACGCCGUCCAGGAGAACUUCCAGCCGGAAGUCCUCCGGCAAGACCAAGAAGGCGUCGACGGGUUCCAAGGGCAGUCCUACUCGCCGCAGUGCUAGGAUCGCCACGCUGGAGUAA